AUGGAUCUAACAACUAGUACUACCUUGUUAUACGCCUCUCUGAUCUCCGGCCUCUUUCUAGCAAUAAUUUUCAUCUUUCUUUCAUCUCAUAAACGCCUAAAGAGAAACAACAAUCCCCCAUGUCCAUCACCCACUUUUCCGGUCAUCGGCCAUCUUCAUCUCCUAAAUGGCCUACCUCAUCGGACCCUUCACCAACUCUCCCAAAAACUAGGACCUGUCUUCUCCCUUCAACUGGGAAACCAGCUUGCUGUGAUCAUAUCUUCCCCAUCAGCAGUUGAAGAAUGCUUCACCAAAAAUGAUGCUGUUCUAGCCAAUCGUCCAUUCUUUAUUUCUGGAAAGUAUUUUGGCUACAACCACACUACCGUGAUUAAUGCACCUUAUGGCGAUCAUUGGAGAAACCUGCGACGUCUCAUGACAGUCGAGAUUAUGUCCACCAGUCGUAUCAAUAGUUUCUUAUCCAUUCGACAAGAUGAAGUCAAAUAUCUACUUCAAGGCCUUUAUCAAGUUUCUUCUUCCACUUUUGCACAUGUGGAUAUGAGGUCCCGGUUAUCUGAGCUAUCCUUUAACGUAAUCAUGAGGAUGGUUGCCGGAAAAAGGUACUUUGGCCAAGGAGAACUUUCGGAUUAUGAGGAGGCUAAGGAAUUUAGGAAUAUUGUAAGAGAGGUAUUCGAGAAAAGUGAUGUGUUACAUCCAAAUGAGUUUUUGACAAUUCUAAGGUUAUUUGAUUAUGGUAACUACGAAAAGAACUUGGCCAAGCUUCAAAAGAAGAUGGAUGUCUUCUUCCAACGCCUCAUAGAUCAACGUCGUCUUUCCAAUGAAUGUAACUCAAUGAUUGAUCACUUGCUUGUUUUACAAGAAAAGCAGCCAAACUACUAUACCGAUGAAAUCAUCAAAGGGAUUAUACUUGUUAUGAUACUUGCUGGUACAGAUACAUCAUCAGUGACAUUGGAAUGGGCAUUGUCACUAUUAGUAAAUCACCCUGAGGUAUUGAUGAAGGCGACCACCGAGAUAGAUUCCCUAAUCGGUCAAGACCGCCUAGUGGACGAACCCGAUCUUGCUAAACUCCCUUAUCUUCAAGGAGUUAUCUCUGACACUCUUCGAUUGUUCCCGGCGGCACCACUCCUUCUCCCUCACAUGCCAUCGGAAGAUUGUAAGAUUGCUGGAUUCGAUGUGCCUCGUGGAACGAUGUUAAUAGUUAAUGCAUGGGCAAUUAAUAGAGAUCCAAAUGUUUGGGAAGAAGCAGAAAAGUUCAAACCUGAGAGAUUUGAAGGCAAAAAAGAUGAAAAAAUACCCAAAAUAAUAUCAUUUGGAUUGGGGCGAAGGGCUUGCCCCGGAGAAGGGCUAGCCCAACGUAUCAUGGGGCUUACAUUGGCUUCACUAAUCCAAAGCUUUCAAUGGGAGAGGGUGAGUGAAAACGGAUUAGUUGAUUUAACCGAAGGGAUAGGCCUUACCAUGCCUAAAGCUCAACCACUCGAGGUUAUGUGCAAAGCUCGUCAUAUCUUGCACAAACUUUUUUUGAUGAGCUGUCCUCAUUCUUAUGUAUACUAGCUCUUUCAUUAUUAUUUUUCUUGUUUUGAAUUUGUACAACUUAAUAAUAAACCCCUUUCCAUGAUGGUGUUGUAAGAAUAUGUUAAGGUUUUGGUAAAGGAAUUUCAAAAUCUAAGAUCAGUA
Impatiens glandulifera is the source of this 1671-nucleotide messenger RNA. Its product is annotated as cytochrome P450 81Q32-like. The record is from RefSeq and is a predicted model, not a curated record. The coding region runs from base 1 to 1548 and encodes 515 amino acids. The transcript has 3 exons. Lineage: Eukaryota; Viridiplantae; Streptophyta; Magnoliopsida; Ericales; Balsaminaceae. Gene Ontology annotation, molecular function: heme binding; monooxygenase activity; oxidoreductase activity, acting on paired donors, with incorporation or reduction of molecular oxygen.